Molecule: messenger RNA, 2259 nt
Organism: Adineta ricciae
Lineage: Eukaryota; Metazoa; Rotifera; Eurotatoria; Adinetida; Adinetidae
Source: the annotation of a GenBank genome assembly
AUGUUUCAACGAACUGAAAAAUUGGAAAAAUGUUUAUUAUUAACAUAUCCAAAAUAUUUUCUAGAUUAUCAAGAUCCACAGAAAGAAGACAUGGCAGAAAAGUUAUUGAAUACACUUGGAAAAUCUGCAGCUCAAUUAUUGUCGCGUUACUCAAAAAUAAUUGAUGAACCUGUUAUUGACUUACUUCAUAUAUUAAAUCAUAGUUUUCAAUUGUGUACAACAGCUAAAGUACUCCAUACUCAUCAAUUAUUACCACUCAUUGAUGAACUUUUAGUAAUACUAGAUGAAAAAGCAUCGUCUUGGAAAGAAAAUUCAUCGAUUAGUAAAUAUUGUCUUGAUCUUCUACAAACUUUAACGGAUAAGAACGAAUCAAUUCGGAAACAUGUUCAACAACGAGAAAAUGUUUUCCAGAAAUUGAAAGAAUUAAAUCGUCCUAGUAGUGCAAAUGUAUUGUCGGAUACAGAAACAGCAUUUUGCUAUCGUAGAGAUGAAGAAAAUAAUGUACACGAACUUUUCACAUCAAAUAAAAAUCAAAAUAAAGAAGAAAUAACGCUGAUCUGGUGUGAUCAAAAUAUUAAUGUUCAUGACGAUACGAAUGGAACAGCUGAACUACUUCAGCAAGUGAAUGACAAUAUUAAUCAAAUUCAAACAGAAAAAAUAUUUCUGAUUUUAUCGGGUAAAACCGUAGAUGACAUGAUAGACAAAGUUUAUAAUUUAAAGCAAGUGGAUUCGAUUUAUAUAUUUUGUAUGAACAGUGUUAAAUAUGAACAUUAUCUAAAUGAACCAGAUAAUAAAUAUUAUAAGAUUGUUGGAAUAUAUACCGAACAUGAACCACUAUUACGAGCUGUACAAAAGAAUAUUUGUAAUGUGAUCAAACAAUCGCAAGUGGCAAGUUUAUUGAAGCAAUAUAAACGAUCGACAAGAGUUGAGAAAACGAAUGAUUUUCUUUAUGGUUUGUGGUGUAAUAAACAUAUAAAUCAAAAGCAAUAUGAAAAAUUGAAAGUAAGUAAAGAGCAAGCUGAACUAGCACAUCUUUAUUUUCUUCCGAAAGCACAUAAACCAAAUACACCCCUAAGACCAAUCAUGGCUGGAAUGAAAUCACCAACCAUAAAUAUAUCGAAAUGGUUAGAUAAUCUUUUAAGACCCAUAUUCGAUCGAUUGGCAAUUGAUACGACAGUAUUAAAUGGGGUAGAAUUAUUAAAGGAAAUUGAAAGAUGGUCGGCAAAUAAUUUAACUAUGACCACAUCUUUCGUUACCAUGGAUGUUACAGACCUAUACACCAUGAUACCUCAAGAAGGAGGUGUAACAGCCAUAAAACGUCUAAUAGAAGCAAGUGGUCAAAAGCAGAUCGAUGGUGUGAAAAAAGAAAUCAUUCUAGCACUCACCAGAUUUGUAAUGACAAAUAACUACUUCUAUUUUGAUGGUAUUUAUUACAAACAAAUACGAGGCGGAGCAAUGGGAUCGCCACUCACAUUGACAAUUGCUAACGCAUACAUGUAUUUUGUCGAACGUCCGAUAGCAAAAUGGGCUAGUAGAACAGCAUCUUUGUAUUUUAGAUACAUCGAUGAUUUAUUUAUUAUGUCGAAUAUACAUGCAGAUGUAUUAAAAGGUCUCGUAAGAUUUUGGAAUAGACUCGAUAUUAAUAUCGAACUUUCCGAAUCUAUUGGCACAUCUGCAGAGUAUUUGGACGUUAAACUUGAAAAUAGAGGAGGACAAUUGGUAUCAGAUGUAUUCCAUAAACCAUCACAUGAGCCAUAUUUCCUUCCUUUCUCAAGUAUACAUGCUGAGCAUAUAAAAAAGAACAUACCAUUUGUAGCCAUAACGAGAGCUAUGAGAUACUGUUCAAGUUAUGAAGCUUUCAAACAUGAGGAAAUUCAUAUUUGUAUGGCAUUAUUAUUGAACAAAUAUCCAAUGGAUUUUAUUCUUAAACAAAUUGAAAGAGUUUUUCAAACAUUUCAAUGCGAAAUUCCAACCAAAGGAAAUUUCUCAAAUAUAAGAAAAAUCUUUCUCGGCAUCACACAUAACAAAACAAAGAGGACUGAAAUUGAUAUUGAAGUCACAAUUUUAUGUCAUUUUUCCUUCUGCAAAGGAAUGCAGGAUUUCUCGACUCAAUUCCAUCAAAUGUGGAACACUUGCUUCACAGAUACAGCCAUUUGUGGUAUGAAACCGAUAUUAGGUUCUAAGAGACUACAUAAUCUUCAAGAUUAUCUUGUUAAGAAGAAACCAGAUCGUUCAAGGCUUGGCUUAGAGAACAAAUAA